AUGGAAAGGGCUCAUCCGGCUGAAUUUCCUUCACCUUCCUCUUUCGACCCAUUGUCCUCCCCCUCGCGUUUCUGUGAGCCCCCCGCUGUGCCUACUUUGGCAUCGCUUUCCUCAGAUGCCUCUCAUGGAAAUGUGCCCGCAGCUGAUGAGGAGGCUUCAGAUGCGGAAGAGGACCUGCCCUGUUGCCGUCUUUCGCUUCCCGUACAUCUGGCGCUUGACAGAAGCAAAGUUAUCGCGGACUUCAAUCGACCCCACGAGGGCUUCAGCCUCUACGCGGCGUUCUCAGAGUCGGCCUUCGCCUUGGCUGCUGAAGGCAGCCUAAAUCAACAGCAAAUUGCAGACCUCCAUAAACUCUUCCAAACUGUAACUUUCCCCCCCUUUCCCACCCCCCCGCUAUUCAGCUCCCCUCGUUCCGCUACCACUCCAGUGCGUAGGCGUGAAGGUCAGUGGGCUGUGCUCCGCUCUCUGCUAGCAGGGGGACGCACUGCCAAGGCCCCAUGUAGCCUAGAGGCUUUACAGGGUGGCAUGCUUCCCCUUAGUGACGAGGUACAUUCCUUUCUUCCCCCCUGUCUCCAGCGCAAUGGGGAGCGCUUGCGUGCGUCAGCAUCCUUCUCUAUGUGUCCACGGUACUCUGCUCCGGGGGUGCCUCUGCGUGUACAGACACUCGAGAGCGAGCUAUUAAACUGCGUGCGCGCGGUGUUCGCAUGUAGCAGCGACAAGAGCCAAGGAAAGCGAAAGAGACAACGAGGGGCCCCUGGGACGUGGUGCUUGAAAGGCAGUCUCGUGUCGUACAGGAGGGAGGGCAGAAGGAUGCAAAUGAUUGUGAAGAGGGCCUCUUUGCAGACUCAGGGGUUGGUCCUUCCGGCUGAGCAGCUUGUCUUGUCAGCACUGGAUUCCAGCUGA
Molecule: messenger RNA, 903 nt
Organism: Cyclospora cayetanensis
Lineage: Eukaryota; Apicomplexa; Conoidasida; Eucoccidiorida; Eimeriidae
Exons: 3
Coding region: 1-903 (300 amino acids)
Source: RefSeq, a predicted model, not a curated record